Messenger RNA from Topomyia yanbarensis, 10447 nucleotides. Its product is annotated as protein Shroom. NCBI's taxonomy places the organism in Eukaryota, Metazoa, Arthropoda, Insecta, Diptera, Culicidae. Gene Ontology annotation, molecular function: actin filament binding. The transcript has 12 exons. The record is from RefSeq and is a predicted model, not a curated record. Gene Ontology annotation, cellular component: adherens junction; apical junction complex; cortical actin cytoskeleton. Gene Ontology annotation, biological process: actin filament organization. The coding region runs from base 2706 to 8477 and encodes 1923 amino acids.
UGUCGUCGUUGUUGGAUCGUUUUUGUACAUCAUAGCGUCCGGCCAAAAGCGCAUACCGGGUUCAAGUCCAGUUUUCUCACCUCCUUCCUUUUGUUCCAUUCUUUAGUUCGUGGUUUUGUUUUUGUUGGUUUUCUUCUUUUCUUCCCGUCCGCGUACACCAACGAGCGAAAUACCUGUGCGAAGAAGCAGCAGCUUGAAGUUUUUUUUCCUGCUCCAAAGAUGUGUUGGUUCGAUGCUGAGAACUGAGGUGGUGCCCUGGUAAGCUGUGAAGUUCUGAAGAAAUUCGCGAUCGCUGCUGAACCAUCCCACGGUAAAGUGCAUUGGUGUAGGUGGGGAGAUCGUGACAAUAGAAGUGGUAAAAAAGAACCUAGAACAUAAUUUCGCAGGUUCGUCUGCCCCGAAGAGAGCAUCGAAAAAGAAGGAAUUCCUAUGUGUCAAGUGGAGAGAUUCGAUCGUGAUUGCAAGUUCGGAACCUGUUGAAUUGUCUGUCGGGCCGCCAAGAACUGAGGUCCGUGUGAGUGAUGGAACUUCGUAACCCGCCAGCUCUCUAGCGCAUUAACGGGGAGCGGGGCAAGAAUGUGAACCGUGUGUGCGGCGAAAACAAAUUCCUUGCAGAGUGGACGAAUUUUGCAACUGUUGGCAAGAAAAGAAGUCGCCAUCGGUCGUCGGUCGGUCGGUCGGUUCGGUAGUUUGAAUAUUGUGUGUGGUUGUUUUGGUUGCGCGUUCUGUUUUCUGCGGUGUAACAUACUGAAUUGAAUGAAUGUCGGUGCGGAGCGGAUAAAAAGAAGAAGCGAAAAGCCGAACCAACCAAAUGUGCAGUGCAGUGCUUUUUCAAUUAGCAUCGAUCAAUGGGCUAUGAAAGGUGUUUGUAAAUAUCGAUAACUUGUUUUCUGUGUAUACAGUCGUACGCCGGCCCGAAAGGUGUGAAGAAUUUUCAAACAAUUUGUACUAGUGUUCGAGUGAAUGUUUACUAAUUGGUUGAACCGAGUGUUUUUUUUCUUCCUUCUGUGGCUCAUUAGCUCGGUGAAGUUCGGCCGAGUGCUAUGCUUAGUGAAGGAAAAACCCUCAACAGCAGUGGACUAUUUACCGGUGGAUUCACGACAACCUCGAAUUUAGCUGGCUGUUGAAAAACCGAUUGGUGAUAACAAGCUCUCCGCCGCUGAACACGAUUACGUUGGUGGCAGGCUUGAUAUCGCGUGGAUGGAUUUUAUCACAUCAAAUCUGCAUCUGUACCGUCGUAUCGCGCAUUUAAUCAUCCAACAAAAUCUACCAAACGGCUGUGGCUGUGCGACUGAUCCCCGUUCGCGGCCGGUGAAUAUGAUCUUUUGUUGCGCAUAAUGAGCUGAGUACGGUUUGUUGUCAGUCUGUGACCAAACGCCACGAGCAGCGGUAGCAGCAGAGCAGCAGCAACAACAACAACCACAAUCGCAAUAAGUGCAUUUGGACAAUUUCCGGCUUUUCAGCUGCUGGGUAGUUCCAUUAACGUCGCGCGAGUGUGGCUUGUAUAGCAGAUAUCAAUUACCAUAAAAGUUUUGUGUGUAUAUUCGUAUCGAAAUAAUUGCGGCCCGAUUCAAGCUGCUUUUUGGGAGCACACGCUUAAAAGCAUUCCGGGCGUCAAAGAGCUUAUCGGGGGUAAUUUUCUUCCGAGUGGCCCCGUAAAUCGGUCUGUUGGCUGAAGAAGACGCGGCCAGCAGAUGAUGCUGGAGAAAGAGUGAGCAAGAGAGAGAAAAGUGUUAGCUAGGAGAAAGUGAAAAUUUGUCCGCCAGCACCCGCUGGAAAAGUGGUGUGCCUCACUAAUUAAACAUUAUUAACUAAUAAAGUGAAUAAAAUUAUUAUCAUCAAACAAGAAGAGUGCAAAACAAUUGUGUGUGCGUGUGUACCGAAAUCGCGAGCGUCGAUCAUUACGAAAGGAAAAACUCAUUCGGGAAAGGUGUUAACCCUUCCCGCCCCUUGACGCUUGCUUCGUCAAACAAGAGACCUCUCACCGACAAUAACAUGGAAAUUGAUCUGUUAUUGUUAACUAGUGUCCAUACGAGUGAACCCGUCGAAAGUAUCUUCAUCAGCACAAACAACAAUAGUUACGGCAUCCAAGGUAUCGACACCUAGAGCUUGCAGCAGACUGGCUGACUAGUGACUAUUGCACAACUCUCCUCCCUCCGUAACUAAGCAAUCUUCUGGAGGUAAACAAGAUCACUCUUUCACCCUUAUGCAUAAUCAUAACCGUAGCUGCUUCGGCGGCAAGAUUUGAUUUAAUUAACAAGCCCUCGUCUACUUCAGUAUUAUUCCAAACAAUAGCAACCGCGAGUUAUUAUUGGAGUCUCCCCCUAAGUCGCUGUGGGAGUAACAAUUAUCACUAAGUCGCGUGUCUUGUCGGUGUCUACCGAAGCAACUCUCACCGAAGAUCUUGGAACAGCUCUCUUUCGGGAGGGCUCUUCAAAGUACAACCGUAGAAGCAAAAAAAAAAGGUCAAACCUGUGUGAGAAGAAGACGUCGCCCCGAAUAGAGCAUGGCAAAAAUGCUCCCCUUUGUGCAAUCGAGUCGAGAGUUUGCCAGUGAAUAGCGUGAUCUUGUUCAGGUUUUCUCGGGUUCAGAAGAGCUCUUUCCUCUUCUUCGCCUGGGUCUGGUCUGGCUGUUGUUGGCAGAAGAAAAAGUUUGCGAAUGUGUAGUGUGUAGUUUUGCGUACGUGAAGUUAUCUCUACUGUACAAUGGAUCGGUUCAGUGUGAACAAAGGACCGGCCAACGCUGGUGGGACCUCCACUUCGAGCCCCGCUGGAAGUGCUGCUGCUGUUGGUUGCAAUAGUGGCAACAGCCCCGCCGCCACCACAACCCACAAUUGUAACAACAGUACUAGCAGUAACAUCACCAACAGCAGCAGCACCAGCACUACCGCCAGCAACAACAAUGCUGUGAAGAUACGCCCUGAACGUAACAACAACAGUGGCGUUGCUGCCGCCGCCGUAUCGUCCAUUGACUCGUCGGUGGUUGCGUCCUCGACUGCAUCAGCACUGCUCGCUGCUGUCGCCGGGCCGACUCCCGGCUUCCGAAAAUCGUUUCAUCGAUCUGGACCGGGUAGUGCCAGUGCCACCUCGGAUUACAGCAUGUCCACUUUGGCAGAAUCGGUUCAGGACGAACAGCUAAGCACCAGCGGUGGCAGCCCGCCGGGCAGUGCCAGCAGCGUAUCCUCCAUGCACCACCACCCGCACUCCAACGGCAGUGGGAGCGUACUGCAGCCACCAGGCCAUCCCGGUGGUGUGCACAACAUACCGGGCCUACCGGGACUUGGACCACCGCCAAACAACAGCAACCUAACCCAAGCCGGACUGGAAGAGUACAGCAGAUCGUACUACGAGCAAACCAUGUACCACCACCAGAAGCAGUCCUCGUACGCCCAAUCCGAAGGAUACCACAGCUACGUGUCCAGUUCGGAUUCCAGCUCGACGCCAUUUCUCGAUCGAUUGCGCCAGGACAGUGAACUGCUGCUGUCCCGAUCGGCCCACAACUGGUCCCAGCAGGAUCUACAGCAGCUUUCGGCGUCCAACAAUAGCAUCGCGGAUAACAACAGCUCCGAGAGCACUUCGUCGACGGAAACGCUCAAGUGGCUCGGUUCGAUGAGCGAUGUGUCCGAGGCGAGCCAUGCCACCAGCAUGUCCGCGCUAUCCAGUGCCGGUUCCACCUCUCAGCUGAUUGCGCACAGUUCGCGGGUCCGAACACCACAGCGCCACAACUCCGAGAGCAUCCUUUACAUGACGACUGAAGAGCAGCAGCACCAGCAGCAUCUCAGUCAUCAGUCAUCCGCUGUCAUUGGAGUCGGCUCGAUCGGAGGUUUGGUGUCUCAAUCGAUGGGAUCACUGCACCAUCAGCAUCUGCAUCAUCAUCAUCAUCACCACCAUAACCAGGUACCGCUCGGUCAGCAUAGUGUCCAAACCUCCCCAAACGGUGGGUCGACGCAAUUGUCGCCACAUCACCAGCAGGGCAGUUCGUCUAGCUCCUCCGGUGGAUCUCCGAUUGGGGAGGGAGAUUUGCGCUUUCAACACCGAACCUCGUCCAACGCUUCGCUGGCAUCAUCCUCGUCGGCACCACCGGCUACGGCCAGCAGCGGCAACGGUAGCACCUGGAUUGCGGGCGGCAACAGUCCGAUCCGAUCUAGUCGUAGCAAUAAUCGGCUGUUUCCUAUCAGCACCUAUACCGAGAUUCCUAGCAACCUUAACAGUAGCAGUAGUAAUUGUAACAAUAGCAAUAGUAACAGUAAUGGGAAUAACGCUUUCGUCGGCGGCUCUACGACUCCACUGGUUGACAGUUCCAAACAACUCAGUCCGCACAGUUGGCAGUCGGUGGCCGAUCGCAUCAACGAGCUAGAGAAGCACCAGCAACAAGGUAUUUCCCUGCUUAACAGUAACAGUGGCAAUAAUAGCAUUAUCAGCUCGUCAGCUUCAAUUGGUGCUAAAAAUCUUAGUCAUGUAGCACCCAAGCAGCAACCGCAGCAACAGCAGCAGCAACACCUACCGAGGUACACGUAUUUCGAUCCGUCCAAAACCCACCGGGUUUCGAACCCUUCGCUAAAAGCGUUCCAGAAAAACGCUGUGAUAUCUUACUUCGAACGACAGCAGGCUCACGCCCGUGAAAGCAGCCACAAUCUGUCGCGACCAACGACGCUUAACCUUAACCAGCAGCAUCAGUCCGGAUCACCGCCGUCCCACAAAUCGGUCUCGCAACGUUCCUCCAUUUCCAGUGCUUACUCUUCCUCGGAAAGCACCAUGGAUCUCACCACAUCCUCGCAGUCCUCGAUCGCCGGCAACUAUCACCACCAUCCGAGUUUGCACUCCCCGGCAAGCAUCGCAGCCCAACAGCAGCUGGACAAGAUAGCAGCCAACAAUCUACGCAAUCAGUUAGCUUCCGUCCACACGAUGAACCUGCUGAAUAAGGUUCAAUCCCCUCUGAACGCUCAGCUGAUUGAUUCACAGAUGAUUAGCAACGCCACGUUGAUCCUUGCCGCCAACAGCAAUGGAACACCGAUCGAUGCUCCAGCCAGCAACGGGAGUAGCCCAACAUCGCCGGAAGAUCCACUGGAUGCUAAUGUGUCUCCCCCGCCACCUCCGCCACGAUCGAGAUCAAUCGUUAUGCCGGCCAUCAAUAGUACCGCCAGCAUGGCUAUCGCAACUACGCACGCCGCUCAUCUGGCCACGGUUCGAAGAACCUCCUCCGCAUCAGAAUACUCGUCCAUUCGUGAUAAAAUGAUUCAACAACGACAGCAACUAUCCAAGGACUUGCUCGGUCCUAUGAUCAUGGGACCCAUUAUCGCUCUGGACGAUUGGGUUCCGGAAAGACCCCCUAAGAACCCGAUGCUACGAAUACCGAGCCCAGAACUACCACCGCCUCCCCCAACGAUGAGUCCAACCGAAGACGUAAUACUUUUAAAUCAAGACGAACCUUUACCACCACCACCGCCAGAAAUCCUAAGGCACAUUCGACAACUCAGUGACUCUGGGGAACCUAAAUCUAAUCCUGCCAGCCGGCGGAACAGUUUUGCUGGACAAACCAACAAAAAGUCUCUUUACCGAGCUUCAACGUUGGAAAAUCUUUCACCUCCUCCGCCUGCACCAGCACCCGUCCAGCAGCCCCAGCAAGCACAAAUUAGUCAGCUAAUCAUUCCACCCACGGUACCGAAGAAACCCCAACCGGUGGAAGCCCAGGUCCUUUACCGAAGACCAUCGUCCAGUAUGUCGAAAUCCCAACCCCAGCAACAAAAUGGAUUAAACUCAAUCCACCAAGCCCAUCGGGUCAUAGUUAACGGAAAGCCCGACCAGAGACAUUCGCUUCCGAUGCCACUGCACUCAACGCCCCAGCUUCAAUUCGUCCCGCGCCAAUCCGAUUCGCGGGUAUCGAUGCGAAAGCGAUCGCACAACUCGCAGCAAAUGCCGGUUGCCGAGUACCUACUGAAAUCCGUCCACCAUCAGCACCAGAACGGUCAAAUGGUUCCACCGGGUAGCAAUAGCAGCGCCAAUAUUCACAAUAACAACAGUAUCAACAAUAUCGCCAACAUAUCAGCGAAUGCCGCCAUGACACCACCGCCGCCACUGAGGCCACGGUUGCCGAUUCAAUCGCAGCUGUCCCCACCCACGUUGGAGAGCCUCAGCGGACAGUUGAUAUCGAUGGGAAGCAAAAGGAGUAACUCCAAAGCAUCCUACCUACCACGCCAACCACGAGACAAGCUUCACUCGGAUCCGGACCACGGUAGCUACAAACUAACACUGACCUCCAAUGAGGACUGUAUCAACCACAACGACGUUUUCUCGGAAGAAAUCAUCACCUCGCCGAAAUGUAACCUACCGGAUGUGCUGCCUCCCGGAGUCAAAUACUCCCUCUACUCCAACAAUAACAAUAAUAAUAACAAUAACAACAACACCAGCGGCAGCUGCAGUCCCGCCAAUGGGAAAUCAACUGGAAAGCCACCGAAAUCACAUCCUCUCAGUGCACCAAUCAUUUCGGCCAGCAGCCUGAAAUCAAUGUUCAACUUUUCGCCACAACAACCGCAACAAAAUCAGGUCACACCUCCGAGUGCUUCCUCACCGGUAACCCCGCCACCGUCCUACAGUGCCGCUACCGGUCAGCAGUCACCGCCGCAGCCAGGAAGCCCCACAAACCAAGCAAUCAGCCCCAAAUACACCUCCCAGUCCACGUUCGAUCUGAAAAAGACGCAAAUUCUCGACACGCAAUAUCUGACUCAGAGCUCGGCCCAGAUUGGACUGCCACCAAUACCAAAUCUACAGCAUCAUUCACUGGCCGAGCAACCGAUCAAUAAUACCAAUUAUCUCAAUCACCAGCACAGCACCACCAACAAUAGCUGCAGCCAGAAAACUGUAAAUAAUUGUAAUGAAUUUUCUGAAAAAUCCGAUAGCUUUGAGCCGACGAUCAGCACCACCAGCACAUGCACCGUUGAGGCAGUGGAAGCGAACCACAACAACACCAACACCAAGAUCAGCGCCGUUCAGUCUUCGGUACGCGAUGAAUUUUCGGCCAAAGAGGAAGAAACCCCGAUCAGUAGUAACCACAGCUCAACCUGUGCGGAAGCAAACCAACCGGAAUCACCGAACACGUGCGGCAAGCAGCUAUCUUCGAGUAGUUUCGAAGACUCAAAUUCGCCCAUAGCACUAGAACGUGUCACCAAAGAAAUCAACUUGGAACCGGUGGACCGUGCAGUAUGUGAUUCAGCAAACACGACCGCGACCGCGAAAAUAGUUCAACGAACGGAAAUUGUCCUCCGAGUAGCGGCGGCUACUACGGAAGCAUCCUCGCAAACGGACGACGAUCUGGCCACCGGAGAUCAUCUGCCGCAGCACAACAACCCAGCUUCUCUCCGAUCAUCCACCUCGCCGAGCCACCUCACGGUGGGCAUUGCCGAACUAGUGAUAGAACAUUAUCAACCAACGAGCCACUCGGCGGCGACAGGUUCUUCUGCCGUUUCCGGGGUCAGCAAACAUUCGGUCGCCACCUCUACUGCCUGCUCACCGCCAAGCACUCCGACCAGUGGCAAAUCCCCGACCGGAGGUUUCUUCGGUAAGGCUUGCACGGCACCGCCUCGGAAGGUGCACCCGGAGGAAAUCGACUGUGAUAAACUGUCGCAUGAUCUGAUCAGUCAGCUGUCGCCCUCGGACAAACUGCACACCAUAUUGGCUCCCAAGACGUUCAAAUCAUCCUCCGACUAUGUAUCCGAUCUGUUCAACAUUCAAAUAGCGCCCCGGCCGAUGAAGAAGGAUGCCUCGACGGCGACACCGGAAGCGAGUCCGCAGAAAAGUUCUCCCAUGUUGCAUCAUUUUAGCCCGCUGGACAUACUGACCACCAGUUCCACCUACUUCCAAGUGUCCGAACCAAAGGCGAAACUGAUGACGCGAUACAGUCGCGAAAUGACGCUGAUUAACGGAGACUGCUGUGAUUUGACCAAGAAGAAGGAGGAACUCGUCCAACGACUUGGCAAAAAGUUACUAGUCCUGUCGAACGAGCAGACGAGCAUCGCAGAGGAAAGCACCGCCAACGAUCUGCUCGGCAACGACGUCGCCCUCAAGGUAGCCCAGAUGGUUCGGCCCACCGAUGCGUCCAAGUUCCGCUCCUACGUGGACGACGUCGGCUACAUUACGAUGCUGCUGCUGUCCCUGUCCGGUCGGUUGGCCCGCACGGAUAACGCUCUGCACAACAUCGAUGAUUCACACCCGGAUAAGAAAAUCCUUGAGGCCAAACGGGACCGACUGCUGGAACAGUUGGACGAAGCGAAACAGUUGAAGGACGACAUCGAUCGCCGGGGUGCAAUCAUUUCCAAAAUACUGGAGAAAUCUCUAACCAUCGAGGAGUACGCGGACUACGACUACUUCAUCAACAUGAAGGCCAAGCUGAUAGUGGAUUCGCGAGAGAUCGCAGACAAAAUCAAGCUGGGCGAGGAACAGUUGGCCGCCCUCAAGGAUACGCUGGUGCAGAGCGAAUGUUGACCAGCUUUCGGAUCCGUUUGUAAAUAGUUGAAUUUAGCACUGCAUAGUUUGUAUAUGUUUCGUGUCCAUAUUCGAUAAGCAUUAAAACUCUCUUGAGCGGCUACGUCAAAAGAAGUAAAAUAUUAAUCGAUCGGCUGUUGAGUAGAGUAGAAUAGUAUCUUUCGAGUGAAAAGGGCUAGCUGCAAAUUGUCCACUAACCCGUAACGGUGGUCGCCUCGCUAUGCGACGCUCGUGAAAUUGUAAAUUUUGUAAAUAUUAGCUUUUAUUCAAGUGAAAUACUGCGGAGCAAGUCAAAGAAACUAUCAUCAACAUUUAGGCCAAAUAAAAAAUACAAAAGAAACAAAUUACGAUACAAUUUGAAUGCUUCGAUGGGAGACGAACCUUCCGCUGUUUUCCUACAAGGUCAAUUACUUUAGUUUGUAUUACUAUUCGGUUUUGUGAUAAGGCAAAAAGUUCUUGCAUUUCAAUGUAUGAUGUUGAAAUUCAAAGAGUUUUUAAGUGCACCUCUGUCCCUCUGAUUUGUGUUGUUUGAAUGCGCACCCACUUUUACCGGUUCUGUGUAAAUAAUAAUUUGAAUGACAUUUCCUUAAGCUUUUCCGUUUUCUGUCGCCUCCGACGUGUGCAGUGCCUUAGAAUUAGCUGUUGUAGCUUACGCUUUGUUAGUCACCUUAACCAAAUGUGAGAAAUUUGGUUUGAAAGAGUGCUCUUUUGAAGUGGAAUUGGAUUGUUCUUUUAAAGUGUGAUACGGAUUUUAACUUUCACUAUUAUUAGUCGAGCGGAGUACUGUUGGUUUAGAACCAUAGAUACAGUUAUAGAAUUAAAAUAAUCAUAUGUUUCCAAUGUACCGUUUCCAUUUACACCAAUAGAACGCAACCUAGCAAGGAUUAGCUUAACAUCCCAAUCAGAUAAUGCUACCUUUCUAUGAACCCUCAACAGAUCUUAAUAGUAAUAGAGCACAUCAGAUAGGACUCCCGAUUGGCUGGUUCGGUUGAUCUAGAUGAAUCAGAAAAUGCAAUAAACAACGACAAUAAGUCCAACAAAGAACGCGGUCAAUCGGACAGAAUUGGCGGAGGAUUCUGACUAACGGGAGUAUUACGAAAAUUAUAUACAAAACACAACAUGGCAAACAAUUGCCUCACGACCUUUUCCUCUUUGCAGCGUUUAGUCAGUUGCUUAACGAGAGGAUUGAGACAACGAGAAAAAGCCAUUUUGUUAGGGUGCUACAAAACGAGCAUAGCAAAUCAUAAUUUAAAAGAACAAUUCAUUGCCGUGUCCGUGAAAUGACAUUUAUUGUAAUUUAAACCUCUCGCUACAAUUAAUGUUAACACGUGUAUUUAAAAUCAAAAGCACAAACAUUUUGUACAUUGUUUUGUCCCUUUCCUUGUACUACCUUAACUGGUAUCGUUCUACUGAACAUUUGUUUGUGUAAUAGUUUUGUAGACCGCUAUCUAUUGAUUCAAUUCCCUUAGGUGCUUAUACAAAAACAUGAACACGACAGCUAACACUAGAAAAGUGUUCACAAAAGUUAGAAGAAACUUUGCUUUCUGGCUGUCAAUACGCAGCACUGAAUUCGAUCUGCUAGUAGUUAUAAUAAUUCAUUUAUUCAAAUCCGUUAGCCUGUACACUUUCCUUAUUAGUAAUAUAUCAGUUAGAGCAUCAAUUUGUAUCAUCAAUAAGCAGGAGUGUUUCUUUCUCUAGAAUGUAGUUAAACUAUAGGCAAAUUGUGGAAGAAAUUUGAAAAAUUUAAUGUGAUUUUACUUACAAGAUAAACUAUAAUUUACGAAUUUUAUGCGUAUGGUUAGAAUUUAAAUUUUAUUAUCGUAUUGUAAACCGACAAGCUGUCCAAAAUGUCUUUUAUUCGUGUGCAAAUGAUUAGAUCUAGUAUCUCUUAGAAUGUGUGUUAGAACACUGAUACUUAACAAACUUCUCUGUGUCAAGAAAUAUAAAGAAUAAAUUGCUUGAAAAAAUUA